Messenger RNA from Aphanomyces astaci, 923 nucleotides. RefSeq lists its product as hypothetical. NCBI's taxonomy places the organism in Eukaryota, Oomycota, Saprolegniomycetes, Saprolegniales, Verrucalvaceae. Bases 49 to 864 code for a protein of 271 amino acids. The transcript has a single exon. The record is from RefSeq and is a predicted model, not a curated record.
UCCGCACCCAACGCCCCCGUUAUCAACAACUACGAGGACUUUGUACCGAUGGACCUAACGAAGCGCGGUGGAACCACGACGUCCAAGGGUUUCAGGCUGGACAAGAGAAGGCGCGACUGCAUGAUCAACCAGCGGCGGUACCGAGAACGGAAGCGAGGACGAGUUAUGCAGGUCGAACAGUACGUGCGCGACCUUUCGGACGCCACGAGCAUGAUGGAAGUGCGCGCAAGCAUGCUACGGUCCACGGUCAUCGAACAGUUUGUGCAAGCAGGACAGCACCGAUGCCGAUCGAUCUCGAGCUACCUGCGCAUGUUCCAACGUGGAUUGUUUCAACCGCACGAGGACCAAUUUACGACGCAAAUGGACCUUGUCCGCGGCGUCAUGUGCGAUUCGCUGCAAUUCAACGGCGAGGUUGGCCCCGACGCCCUCAUUCGGCAGUGGAAGUCGUACACGAUGUCGUUUCCGUACUUGUUCAUGCGUUCAGGGGAAGUGCGGGCGCAUGGAACCGAGAACGACAUCGUGAUUGCGCACAGCACGCUUGUCCUCGUGUUCACGCGGGCCACGUUGGCAGGGUUGUUUCCCCACGUCCUGGCGCGGGAAGACAUUGUCCAGCGACUCGUGGACCGAGAGAUCGAGUUCACGUUGCGCUUGUCGUUUUCGUUUGACCAUGCGCGUGUGGCGGUGAUGGAUGCGAACGUCCAGAUGGUCCCCGGGCUCGUGCGCGCGUUGGCGAGUAUUGCCGACGCGUUGUUUGUGCUCGAAGGGCCGCAAGGGGAAGCGGGGCGGUACUUCACGCCCAACGGACUCAUCGUGACGCCAGACGCACCCGAUGUGAAGCGUCGAAUAGAUUUUGUUUUGGGAUAGCAAGGGUGAUACUGUAACACUCUGUAGUGGGCAACGUGACUUCUGACACAUUGGGACCG